Molecule: messenger RNA, 6244 nt
Organism: Fusarium odoratissimum NRRL 54006
Lineage: Eukaryota; Fungi; Ascomycota; Sordariomycetes; Hypocreales; Nectriaceae
Product: RalA-binding protein 1
Exons: 2
Coding region: 1527-5480 (1317 amino acids)
Biological process (GO): regulation of GTPase activity; signal transduction
Cellular component (GO): cytoplasm
Molecular function (GO): phosphatidylinositol binding
Source: RefSeq, a predicted model, not a curated record
CAUUAGUACCCGUACCUCCUUUUACCUCUUCGCAUCACUUGGUUCCCUUGCUUUCUUUCUCGUUGAUAGUAAUUAUUGGAACGCGCCGGCGCAUACACGUUCGAGCACGUGCCGCAUUCGCUUGUCAAUUUGCUUGCUUGACCAGUCUCCUCCGCAAACGACAUUCCCUGCCGGCAGCCGCCAUCGCUCCAUUCCCAAGGCAAGGUAUAUUGUCUUGUCGUACAGGGCAGCCUGGCAUCCACCUUUUUUUGCAGCUUUUGCGACAGCUUCCCAGGUUUCCCAGUCGUUCGCUUCAAAUCUCUACCACGUCUCCCCAGUUAAACGACACUCCACACCUACCGAAAACUCUCUUACUACCAGCUGUAUUAUACCCGUACCCAUCCUCUGCUGCCGUUUUCUUGUCCUGUCCUUCAUACUAGACGCUACUGUACCGUCUCACUCUGGCUUGUACUCCGCUGUAACGCGGUUACAGCUGCAUGUAACGUUGGGGCUCGGACUGUUCCCACCGCAGCAACCGGCAUCUCGAAACGCCUCACUUACCUCACAUCAGCACCUCGCGCCUUGUACAGUACGCUGCGAUAUCUGCGACCCAUUGGCUGAUGCCUUCCGGUGCAUGACACCGCAAGGGAGCCCAGUGCACCAUGCCACAGCUUGCGCUCCAGAGCGCAGAAGCUCCUACUGCCUCGAGAUCCAACUCCAUCACCACUCCAGUAGAAGCUACUUCAUCAUCCGAUCAAAACCUCCUUAAUAGGGCUCGAUCUCCCUCCGAAGUCCCCGUUGACGAUAGUCCUACGGUUGGUCGCAUCAUUCGUCCGAGUCCAAGUGUCCCAUCCCUUGGUCCAUUGUCCUUGUCAAGUCCACGGUAAGCAUACAUAAUGUACAUGUCUUCAGCAGGUUCAUCCCAACUCCAAGCUAUCUCUGGUUGCUUGCUCUUCUUGGGUCCUCUCCACACACCCCCCCGGCCAUCUGACCCGGGCUUCUUCUUGGCCCCCUUCUGUCUCUCACAAUCUCUCCCCUCCACACUUCUUUACUCCUUUGCCGUUCUUAACCAGCGAUUAUCUUUCUUACUCGCCCCGGGUUGAACGUUGUGCGAGGUCUCCAUUGUACUUCGUGCUAUCACCAUUCCUUUCCCCUCCAACGCGGGACCAUAUUGCGUUCUGCUGUGGAACCUUUCGAUGCGCCACCUCUAACACACUGCGAUCUCUAGAUCCCCACGACCAGCUAUCUCAAGUCCGCUCGCGACCUCCGCCAACUUCCCUUACGGACAAGCAAGUCCCAGUCCGCGAACCGCCACUUUCCCGACUCGGUCUACUCCAACGCCGACAUAUCGAGCUAAUCAAGAACUUGAGAACAAAUCGAGUCUUGUUAAGCAGACCUCAUUCUACAGCGAUUCCUCAGACGAAGGAUCCCCAGAACCUCGCAGCCCUAGACAGGGCUAUGCAGGCAGUACGAAUGUUUUACGAACCGUCUCCGAGCCCAUAACUUCAAAGCCUGCUCCAGGCUCCGACUCAACUAAACAACCGGCCAUGGCGGGUCCCGUAUCUGCGGCCCAGGCUGAAGCUUCGAAAGGAGUCGCCCGGAAUUCGUCUAUCGACUCGGCGAUUUCAGCAAUAUCGACCAAAUCAGGCACAACUGGGAGUCAAGAUGGUCCCCAUGGACCUUCAGAGAUUGCUCAUCUUAUUAAGACAGCAGGCAGCCCCGAGACCCUUAUCCAGUACUUGCUGAAAGAGAAGCACUCCCAGUCACAGCAGAACAGCCAGUUAUGGCGUCUAGUGGACAAGCAACGGGCCAUGAUUCUCGGCCUUAACAAGGACUUGGAAAGGGCUUUGAAGGAUAAGGAAAAGUAUAGGAAGAAGCUAAAAGAAGUCAUUUCACUUUCCUCUGCUUCGGUGUCACCUCAAGAGAAUACCAAAGAAGCUGUUGAAGCGCCUGUGCUUUCGCUUCCACGAGUUGAUAUUGAACGAGCUAAGGAACAAACCACACCAGAGUCACCAGUCCUCGAAGCCGAAAGUCCGAGAAAUUCACCGAUCGAUAUUACCAUAGCGCCUUAUCCCAUUACUCCUCCAGCAGAUCAGCCCAGCGCACCACAUUCAGCUGUGGGCGAACUCUUGAACCCUGCACAUGCUAUGCCCAAACCGCAAGACCAUGCUUUAGACAAGUACGAUCACGAGGCUGAAGAACGGGCCGCUGAGGAGGCAAGGAAAGAGAAGAUUGAGGAGCCUCUGAAAGAGAUUCCCUACAAUGUCGCCAUCCCUCCAUCGCGUAGCCUCCCCAGUGAACCGCCCAAAAUGCCACCGCCCAAGCCACCGGUAAACCACCUUCCUACAGUCGCGGUCCUCGAGGCUACUCCCCAACCUGACGAAGGACUAUCCAAGUUUCCGGUGCCACCACCGAGGAAGCCACCUCCAGCACCCCUGAAGUUGAAGCAAGAAAUGAGGACGCAGCUGAGCCCAUCUCCGGAGGAUGGAGAGACUGAGUCCGAUUUUGAUGAUAUACUGGAAGUUGAUGAAAUUGUUCACGAUCGACGAGGUCGGCGAAGAACACGAGAAGAAGACGAUCGAGACCGAGAGAUUAUUGCUUUGAAGGAGGCGGCUGCGCGUAGUGCAUCCAAGAAGAGCAAGUCAAGCAAGUCCAGUCAACCUGGAUCUCCGAUUCAAAUGCCCCAGGCCCCUGCGCAGGAGCUCGCUACAGCCUCACUCGGUGAAAUGCUCAGCGCAACAAAAACAAGGGAAAUCCCUGCGCCAUUGUUAAGUCCCGGUCUCCCCGCAAGCCCUCGGCCUUCAAACUUCAGCUCGCCGCCUUUGUCUCCAAGGUCGAUGAAUUUUCAGGCUGCGCCAUUGUCCCCGCGACCACCUCGUCAACCAAUUCCACUACCACCAAACACCCCUUUAGCAACUCCGGCCCCAACACCAGCUAGAGCGACUGGCAAAAGUAUCGUCUCUGAGGAAACUUCGGUAUCGCAGAAAAGUCGCACCGUACAGCAAGAACCCAUCAGCCACGCGGAUCAACCAUCCAUCAGAAUGUCUAGCCCUAGCGAGCGUACAGAAGUCUUCAAAGGCCUGGUCACAGAAGAAUAUCCGGAUCUUCUGCUCCCGCCAAAUGCUCUGCCCUCCAUCAGAAUUGCAGUUGCAUCAUCACGCAUGAAACCAUCUCGAGCAAGUAUGAUGUCUCUCACACAACUCGAAGAAGAUCCAGUGUUUACUCUCGCUAUCAUCUCGCGAUCGGACAAUGGCGAGCUUUGGAGAGUGGAGAAAGACUUGGCUUCGUUGACAAAACUUGAUCAAAGGCUCAAGCAAUGUACAUCCUACACAGUCAGAGCUCCAGAACGUUCGCUGUUCAGUGGUCAUGCGCCGGCCAAGCUCGAUGCCCGUAGGACGGUCCUGGAGCAGUUCAUGGAUGACAUUUUAGAUAUACCUUUUGACACAAAAACAGCUGUCGAACUUUGCAAAUAUUUGUCAACUCAUGUUCUCCCACCAAAUCUAGACGACUCGGUAUCAAUUGGUGAUUCGAGCUCUGAGAUGAAUGGCAAUAAGAUAGGGCCCGACGGGCGACCUUGUCGCAGUGGUUACCUAACAAAGAAAGGCAAGAAUUUCGGUGGCUGGAAAGCAAGGUACUUCGUUCUCAAUGGGCCUCUACUCAAGUACUUUGAAGUGCCUGGAGGUGCACACUUAGGCACAAUCAAGCUACAGGGGGCGCAGAUUGGCAAGCAGAAUCAGAAUAACGACAACCAGUCACCAGCGCGUGUAACAAACGGUGAUGACCUGGACAACCAAUUCCGUCAUGCUUUCCUCAUCCUGGAACCGAAGAAGAAGGACACGAGCAGCCACUUCAGACAUGUUCUUUGUGCCGAAAGUGAUAAGGAACGGGAUCUUUGGGUGGAUGCUCUCCUCCAAUGGGUUGAUUAUCGUGAUCCUGAAGAUUCUGAACCUCCACCAUCCCGGGGUGGACCUGUUCAGGAUCGCCAAACACAAGGUACAGCCACAGGCACAGAGCGUCCCUCUGCAGGCAAAGUUCGAAAACCCCCUGGCAAGCCAUACCAUCAUCCGUCAGAUUCGGAUACAUUGGUUGGCGUCCGGUACGAUUCCACCCAAGCAGGAGAUGCCCCCCAAGUUUCAGGACCCGCUCGACCCAAGACUUCAGGUGGCAUGCCUGACCAACAUCACAGCCAUGGAUUUGAGAGCUUUUCCUCAUCUCAGAGCAAGAUCAUUUCGGGACCCAAGGAUCCACAGCCUAUAUCCGACUUGGGCGCCUGGGGAAACAAACCGAACUAUGGCCCGACGCCUGAUGAAAAGAAACAGAGGAAGCGAAGUUUCUUUGGUUUUGGACCCAAGACUAGGUCUUCAUCAGAGGGUCAAGAUUCCUUGUUUGGUGGUAGCGAGGUCGGUGCGAAUGCAACCCCACCACAGAACUCUUACCAGGGUCCUGUGCGACAAGCCUUUGGAGCACCGCUGGCGGAAGCUGUUCGAUUUUGUUCUCCUACGGAUGUCAAUGUACCGCUCCCUGCCGUCGUUUACAGAUGCAUCCAGUAUUUGGAUUCCAAGAAUGCUGUGCUUGAGGAAGGAAUCUUUCGACUGAGUGGAUCCAACGUGGUUAUUAAGCAACUUCGAGAACGGUUCAAUGUCGAAGGGGAUAUUAACUUGUUGACUGACCGUCAAUACUACGACAUUCAUGCUGUGGCCUCGCUGCUGAAACUGUACUUGCGAGAACUACCAACAACAAUACUGACAAGGGACUUGCACAUGGAGUUCUUGACAACGAUGGAGAUUGCGGACCAUGCCGAAAAGAUGACUGCUUUGGGUGAGCUGGUUCAUCGGCUUCCUCAAGCCAAUGCCACUCUCCUCAAGUAUCUGAUUGGCUUCCUGAUCAAGAUCAUCAACAAUGCGGACAUGAAUAAGAUGACUGUUCGCAACGUUGGCAUUGUCUUUUCGCCAACCCUAAACAUACCUGCACCAGUCUUCGCAAUGUUCCUCCAAAAUUACGAGGGAAUCUUCGGUGUCGAUCCUGAGGUUUACGAGCUUCCUUCACCCAUUUCUGAACCCGAAUUGCAGCGCUUUGAAGCACCGCCGCGAUUCGAUCUACCUGCUCGCCCAUCAACGUCUGGAAGUUCAUCUCCCCACGGGCAGAUGCGGAAGGAUAAUGUUCGAGAACUGCAGCGAUCUACUCCGACUCCUCCGCUCCUCGUUAACAAUGCCCCAGUGCGAGCCUCACCCCCUUCAAGUGCUACCAGGCCUGGUUACGAAUCUCCAGCUGGUGCUUAUGACAUUGGGUACCGACCACCUUCAGCCAACGAAGGACGCGGUGCCUACGACCGACGUUUCUUGCAAGCUUCACACGAGGAUCUCGCCAGCGCCUCCGCAGCAUACGACCAAAGCUUCGUACCCAGCAACAGACGCCGUGAGAGUGCCAUCUUCAUGGGUGGCAUGAUGGGUCCCCACCACCAGGGAUCCAAGAGUCGCUUGCGAGAAGAAACGCGAUUCUGAACUGUAUAUGUGCUUGGUUUUCUAUGUGUUUUGCUAUUGCUACAUACCCACUCGUUUCAACAUGCGAUGAUACCAUACAUACCAUACCAUAUUAUUUCAUAACGACUUACACUAUUAAUACCUUGCAUCUCGGAGUUUGAUCAAUGGUGAUUUGAGGAGGAAUACUCUUGUUUUGGGUUUACUGAUACGAUGAGGAGAUUGAGCGUUGCCACGAAUUGCCCAAGAGAAGAUCAAGGUUAGGGACAUAUGCUGAUAUAACCCAUAUGGAAACGUCAGUGAAGAACUUCAAUGACUGUAACUGGAGCGAAUGUCGUUGAUCUGAUCUUGAUGAUGGGCGGUGCCGCUUUCUACUUAGCAUGGCGUUGUGGAUAGUUUUUGAGUCAAGAAGAUGCCGACAUAGUCCAGAUCUGAAAGAAUCGGCUUGUCAUAGUUCUUCUUGUCUUGCGAGAAAUACUCUAAUUCAUUCUGCGAUUUUGUUGCCCAACUGUCUAUUUAAAUGGGGUUUUCGGCUUUUGCAACACACCCCUUGCUAAUGCACUGCCGAUUUCAAGUCGAGGCCCAUGCGUGAUCUGUCUCAUCGCCCGUGGGCUAUUAUGCAGACAAUGCUAUGUUCCAAUAGAUGUGCUACCCACCUGGCUUGGGGGAGACUUUUCUAAUCUUGUGAUAACUAAGGAUAAUUCAGGUAAUUUCAGGGUAUUGAUGGUCCUAAGACUCUUCUAAUAUAAUCUUAUGCCUUAGUAUUCCUUUCGGGCCCUUUACCUAUG